Messenger RNA from Sphenostylis stenocarpa, 675 nucleotides. The record is from the annotation of a GenBank genome assembly. NCBI's taxonomy places the organism in Eukaryota, Viridiplantae, Streptophyta, Magnoliopsida, Fabales, Fabaceae.
AUGUUCUUUCCCCUCUUAAUGAUUCAAUAUCCACCUUGUGUGAAUUCAAAAUCCUCGAUAGUGUUUAUCGUUGUUUUCGGCGAUGAGUCAUCCGCAUAUGAUGGUUUUAAUUUGACAAGUUUCUUGUGUCUGGCGCUGUAUCAUGGGGCUAUUGGUUUGAUUGUAAGUGAUGAUACCCAAAAUAAAUAUGUUAGACUUGAAAGUUGUUACAUGUGCAGUGGAAUCCUUUUAGGCGUGUCAAUGGUAUCUGCACCAAUUAUAGCUCAUGCCAUGGAUGCUGGGGAUGCAUUGGUGGAUGAUCAUGAAUUACAGGACCUUUCAGAGGAGGAAGAAAAUGGGCAAUACUUGUGGAGAUUGGCUAGAAAAUUUUGGCUGCCCAUUUUUUUCUUUGUCACGGUGUUGACAAACUUGGAUAACUCAAUUACAAUGUUAUGCAUUAAACUUGCUUUGUUCCUCCUGAGCACCAAACCCAACCCUUUCUCUGUCUAUGUAUUUGUUGAUCAGUUGUGUCAACAAUCUAUGCGCCAAGAGGCACGAUUUCUUCAAUUAAAGUCACUAUACGCCAGCAAAGUUGAAGUGCAGGACUAUAAGCUUCUUUGCAUGGCUGAUGUUGAAGUAAGAGAUCAGAAGUUCACUUUGGUUGGAAUACUUGGUAGAAAUAAAUUUGAUAAGUAA